CUAUCGAUAUAUUAAAGUACAUAACUUAUGUUACCGCAAAACAUUAGACUGUAUGUUUAAACAACGUAAAUUUAAUGCCAGAAAAAUACAUGUUUAAAUUGUUUGGAUUCAUGUGCAUUGAAGAAUAAAGAAUAUUUAAAGACAAAGUAUGGGAACGUCAGAUUAAAUUGAAGAGCGAUAUAGCGGCUGGGUUGGUGACGCGCAGCAAGAAAUAAAACGAGUUUGUAGAGAUUUUAUGCUAACGGGAUUUCUGAAGCGAAGUUGUUUUGUUCGAAAUCGCUUUUCGACAAAUUCAUGUUAUUGGAGUCAUAAAAGCAAGAAGGCACAAAUGUAUUAUUCGGCGUUGAUUGAUAUGGCUACUGAUGGAUUUUACGCGGCUUUACGUAGACUGGAAGUACUUGAAGAGGGAUCAGGAAGAAGUGAGUCUAAAAGAUGCGGUUUCUACGACUACAGAGAAAGGCGAGGCUUUUUGCUGAUAAUUAACUACAAAAAUGGACGAGAGGCUUCCGAUGUCGACGUAACGAAACUGGAGACCUUCUUCAGAGACGAACUCAAAUUCCAGGUUUCUAGCAACGCGAAAGACCACUCGCUAGCCGAACUGGAUAGAUAUCCGGAGGCUGCUAAAAUCACGCUUAACGGCCCAGAUGGCAAGAACAUAUACUGCUUUAUAUGUGUUAUCAUGGGGCAUGGAAACGAAAAUGGUAUUGCAACAACAAAUCAGUCGAGGAGAUCCGAAUGGAAUAUAGGAACAAAGAACUUCCAAACUAUACAGGCUUGUAUGGGUCUCGAUGAACAAGAUGGCUUAGGAAUAGACGAGGCUGACAAUAGCGGUGAAGAACAGAAUUCGGAUGACUCAUCAGUUAAAGUUCCUCACGACGCCGAUACACAUAUAGCAUUCUCGACAACCCCAGAGGGAUCAGGAAGAAGUGAGUCUAAAAGAUGCGGUUUCUACGACUACAGAGAAAGGCGAGGCUUUUUGCUGAUAAUUAACUACAAAAAUGGACGAGAGGCUUCCGAUGUCGACGUAACGAAACUGGAGACCUUCUUCAGAGACGAACUCAAAUUCCAGGUUUCUAGCAACGCGAAAGACCACUCGCUAGCCGAACUGGAUAGAUAUCCGGAGGCUGCUAAAAUCACGCUUAACGGCCCAGAUGGCAAGAACAUAUACUGCUUUAUAUGUGUUAUCAUGGGGCAUGGAAACGAAAAUGGUAUUGCAACAACAAAUCAGUCGAGGAGAUCCGAAUGGAAUAUAGGAACAAAGAACUUCCAAACUAUACAGGCUUGUAUGGGUCUCGAUGAACAAGAUGGCUUAGGAAUAGACGAGGCUGACAAUAGCGGUGAAGAACAGAAUUCGGAUGACUCAUCAGUUAAAGUUCCUCACGACGCCGAUACACAUAUAGCAUUCUCGACAACCCCAGAGUAUGUUGGUGAGAUCUUGAAGUUCACUUUUGGUGCCACCCAUAAGGUCAAUGCAACAAGCGAUUCUCAAGUUGCAGAUGGGUCUUCCACCGAUGGAGAUAGAGAUGUGGUGGUCAUUGACAGUCUAUUGCAUUAUCAUCUCAAGGAAGAGAUUGAACAGGACGGGAGAGAGCAGACAUACCUGACGGACUACCACUGA
Dreissena polymorpha is the source of this 1618-nucleotide messenger RNA. RefSeq lists its product as uncharacterized. Gene Ontology annotation, molecular function: cysteine-type endopeptidase activity. Gene Ontology annotation, biological process: proteolysis. Lineage: Eukaryota; Metazoa; Mollusca; Bivalvia; Myida; Dreissenidae. Bases 236 to 1618 code for a protein of 460 amino acids. The transcript is spliced from 10 exons. The record is from RefSeq and is a predicted model, not a curated record.